AAAUAGAUGGGUUCAAAAUGUCUUUACCUUAGUUAAAUUUUCUUCUUCUUUGAAGCUAUAACCAAAGAAUCAUCACUACAUUGAUUCAAAAAUAUAAUUCGAACACCGAGAUGCAUUUUCCAAUUAUUCUUUCAAUUUUUAUUAUUUGUGCAUCUUUACAGAUAAAUGCAAAACCAAUAGAUUCUCAAAUCUUAGCUGAUCUGGUUAAAAAGAGCAAAGAACUUAAAAAUAAUUUCGCUCAAACUUUAGAGAAUCAAACGGCGAGAAGUGAUGUCAACUCAGAAGAUCUCAAAUUGAUAAAUGAAAUGUAUGAUCUUUCAGCAAGAGUCGAAGAAAUUAUUUCUAGUAAACUGGAAACGAAUCCAAAACCAGUAGAUGCCAAAGAGUUGGCAGAUUUGCUUGGUAAAAACGCUGAAAUUAAACGUGAUGCCGCAACAAAUGUACAAAAGAGAGUCGAUAAUCAUAAAACUACACCGAAAGACUGGAAACUGGUAGGUACGGUGUUGGAUCUGUCAAAAACAGUAAGAGAAGUUAUCGCUUUUGUAAUGGAAAGUCAAUUGGAUGCUCUAGAUACCACAUCUUCAACAAUGACUGCAAGUCCAACAACAUCAACAACCACUGCAAGUCCCACAACUUCAUCAACGACUGCUAAACCUACAACAUCAACAACUACUGCAAGUCCCACAACUUCAUCAACGACUGCUAAACCUACAACAUCAACAACUACUGCAAGUCCCACAACUUCAUCAACGACUGCUAAACCUACAACAUCAACAACUGCUGCAAGUCCCACAACUCCAACAACGACUGCUAAACCUUCUAUAAUAGAUCCAGAUAGUCUUCUUGAUGAAUUUUUUGAAUCCUGA
This is a messenger RNA of Chelonus insularis, 866 nucleotides long. Its product is annotated as cell wall protein DAN4-like. The coding region runs from base 111 to 866 and encodes 251 amino acids. Lineage: Eukaryota; Metazoa; Arthropoda; Insecta; Hymenoptera; Braconidae. The record is from RefSeq and is a predicted model, not a curated record. The transcript is spliced from 6 exons.